CAGAGCCUCCGCGACUCCCAGCCUCCUCCUCCUCCCCGCCGCCGCAGCCUCCUCCUCUUCCUCCUCCUCCUCCCUCGCUCCCACAGCCAUGUCUGCUUAGACCAGAGCAGCUCCGCCGCCAAUUCAGGCAGCAGCGGCCGCCGCAGCCCAAGGAACAGCCACCGCCCGGGAGCUAUGACAGGGGUGUUUGACAGAAGGGUCCCCAGCAUCCGAUCCGGCGACUUCCAAGCUCCGUUCCCGACGUCUGCCGCCAUGCACCAUCCGUCUCAGGAAUCGCCAACUUUGCCCGAGUCGUCGGCCACCGAUUCUGACUAUUACAGUCCCGCGGGGGCUGCCCCGCACGGCUACUGCUCUCCUACCUCGGCUUCCUACGGCAAAGCGCUCAACCCCUACCAGUACCAGUACCACGGCGUCAACGGCUCCGCCGCCGGCUACCCGGCCAAGACCUACGCCGACUACGGCUACACCAGCCCCUACCACCAGUACGGCGGCGCCUACAACCGCGUCCCGAGCGCCGCCAGCCAGCCAGAGAAAGAAGUGGCGGAGCCAGAGGUGAGGAUGGUGAAUGGUAAACCAAAGAAAGUUCGUAAACCCAGGACUAUUUAUUCCAGCUUUCAGCUGGCCGCGUUACAGAGAAGGUUUCAGAAGACUCAGUACCUCGCCUUGCCAGAACGCGCCGAGUUGGCCGCCUCUCUGGGACUGACGCAAACACAGGUGAAAAUCUGGUUUCAGAACAAAAGAUCCAAGAUCAAGAAGAUCAUGAAAAACGGGGAGAUGCCCCCGGAGCACAGUCCCAGCUCCAGCGACCCUAUGGCGUGUAACUCGCCCCAGUCACCAGCGGUGUGGGAGCCCCAGGGCUCCUCCCGCUCUCUCAGCCACCACCCCCAUGCCCACCCUCCGACCUCCAACCAGUCCCCCGCGUCCAGCUACCUGGAGAACUCGGCUUCCUGGUACCCAAGCGCAGCCAGCUCCAUCAAUUCCCACCUGCCUCCGCCGGGCUCCUUGCAGCACCCGCUGGCACUGCCCUCCGGGACGCUCUAUUAGGCGGGGCUGCUCUCUCCGGCUCCUUUUGGGGACUACAGUGUUUUGCUGUUUUAGAAAUCAGAAAGAAAGGAAUUCGUGCGGGGAUGUUUGGAGAAUGGAAACAAAAAAGAUUCAUGUGUAAAGCUUUUUUUUUUUUUUUUUUUUUUUUUUUUUUUGCAUGUAAGUUAUUGCGUUUCAAAAGACCCCGCCCCCUUUUUUACGAAAAGAACCUUUUUUUGCGCAACUGUGGACACUAUCAAUGGUGCCUUGAAAUCUAUGACCUCAACUUUUCAAAAGACUUUUUUCAAUGUUAUUUUAACCGUGUAAAUAAGUGUAGAUAGAGGAAUUAAACUGUAUAUUCUGGAUAAAUAAAAUUAUUU
Psammomys obesus (fat sand rat) is the source of this 1403-nucleotide messenger RNA. RefSeq names its product distal-less homeobox 5 (gene Dlx5). The record is from RefSeq and is a predicted model, not a curated record. Gene Ontology annotation, biological process: embryo development; cell differentiation; regulation of transcription by RNA polymerase II. The transcript has 3 exons. Bases 175 to 1044 code for a protein of 289 amino acids. NCBI's taxonomy places the organism in Eukaryota, Metazoa, Chordata, Mammalia, Rodentia, Muridae. Gene Ontology annotation, molecular function: DNA-binding transcription factor activity, RNA polymerase II-specific; RNA polymerase II cis-regulatory region sequence-specific DNA binding.